Messenger RNA from Rubroshorea leprosula, 1353 nucleotides. Lineage: Eukaryota; Viridiplantae; Streptophyta; Magnoliopsida; Malvales; Dipterocarpaceae. The record is from the annotation of a GenBank genome assembly.
GCGUGGGCAGCAAUCAUCGAAUUCGAAUCCAACAUUCUCGUUUUUACUGGAAAAGGUUUAGGAAACAUGCAGAUCUUCGUGAAAACUCUUACCGGGAAAACCAUCACCCUUGAGGUCGAGAGUUCCGAUACGAUCGAUAAUGUCAAAGCUAAGAUCCAGGACAAGGAGGGGAUUCCUCCUGACCAGCAGAGGCUAAUCUUCGCCGGAAAACAGCUUGAGGAUGGCCGGACUCUGGCCGAUUACAAUAUCCAGAAGGAAUCAACCCUCCACCUGGUCCUCCGUCUCCGCGGCGGUAUGCAGAUCUUUGUCAAAACCUUAACCGGCAAGACUAUAACCCUUGAGGUUGAGAGCUCUGACACAAUCGAUAAUGUCAAAGCGAAGAUCCAGGACAAGGAGGGGAUUCCGCCCGAUCAACAGCGGCUAAUUUUUGCCGGGAAGCAGCUAGAGGACGGCCGGACUCUGGCUGAUUACAAUAUUCAAAAGGAAUCCACCCUCCACCUGGUCCUGCGUCUCCGCGGCGGUAUGCAGAUCUUCGUCAAAACCCUGACCGGGAAGACUAUCACGCUCGAGGUUGAGAGCUCUGACACAAUCGAUAAUGUCAAGGCCAAGAUUCAGGACAAGGAAGGAAUUCCUCCGGACCAGCAGCGUCUGAUUUUUGCCGGUAAGCAGCUGGAGGACGGCCGGACCCUAGCCGAUUACAAUAUCCAAAAGGAAUCCACUCUCCACCUGGUGCUUAGGCUUCGCGGAGGUAUGCAGAUUUUCGUCAAGACCCUUACAGGGAAAACAAUCACCCUUGAGGUGGAGAGCUCGGAUACGAUUGACAACGUGAAGGCCAAAAUCCAGGAUAAGGAAGGGAUUCCCCCGGACCAGCAGAGGCUCAUCUUCGCCGGAAAGCAGUUGGAGGACGGGAGGACCCUGACAGACUACAACAUUCAGAAAGAGUCCACCUUGCAUUUGGUCCUGCGUCUGAGGGGAGGGAUGCAGAUAUUCGUUAAGACUUUGACUGGGAAGACGAUUACUCUGGAGGUGGAGAACUCUGAUACAAUAGAUAAUGUGAAGGCGAAGAUUCAAGACAAGGAAGGCAUCCCACCGGAUCAACAAAGACUAAUCUUUGCUGGGAAGCAGCUAGAGGAUGGGCGCACUCUUGCUGAUUACAACAUUCAGAAGGAGUCUACCCUUCAUCUUGUUCUUCGUCUUCGUGGUGGUGAGCUCUGAGAUGGUUACUGAUAAUUGUUGCUGGUACAUGAGUGAUCUGGUUUUAAUUUCCUAUUUUUAGUAGUUGGGUUUUCUGCAAAGGACGAUCUUUGAUUAUGCUUAAUUAUGGCUUCAAAUAAAUAAAAGUUCAGUUCUUGU